This is a messenger RNA of Acipenser ruthenus (sterlet), 3022 nucleotides long. RefSeq names its product transmembrane protein 26. The record is from RefSeq and is a predicted model, not a curated record. NCBI's taxonomy places the organism in Eukaryota, Metazoa, Chordata, Actinopteri, Acipenseriformes, Acipenseridae. The coding region runs from base 1206 to 2165 and encodes 319 amino acids. The transcript has 4 exons.
UUCAGGUUUGGUCAUUUUGGUAAGGGUGUAUUUUUCCUUUGUUACUCAUCAAUUAUUUAUUUUUCUGACCAAUCCAGAACCCUCAUGUUUUCUGCCUAUCCUAUUUGAAAAAGUUAAAUCCGCUAAACUGAAGCAGCUACAGUAUUGCAAAGACAUUAUCUGUUUUGAUUUGCUCAUUAAAGAAAAACAAAAAAAAGAUGAAACAUCAUUUGGCUAUCAGUGUUUUUUACCAGAUGUGAUAUAAUAUGUGGCACAUAUUCGUUUAGCUUGGGUUAUGUUAUCUUGCCAAUGUAGAGUGUCGAGUAUGGGCAAGCAACAAGCCAUGAGGAACACAAUGAUGCAAUAAAAAAUGACAACUAGAAUGCAAUUUAUGUCGUCUGUGGGUGAAAGCAGUCAAAAACUACCCCACAUGCUCAUUGAAGUAAGGACAAUGAUGCACAGUUUACAAACAUUGAAAUUUGCAGGGAUGUGAAAGUUUGCUGUUGCUUGUAUCAGGAAUUGCAGGACUUUUUCCAUAAGUCCUGUGUUUGAGACGUAUGAGCAAUUCAAAACACACUGUCUGAACACGUUUAUCUUGAAGGGUAUUGAUGGGUCGAGACAUCUCUUGGGUGGGGAAGGGAAUAACCCUGAUAUAACUGCGAGGUUUACUACGUGCUGUUAUUUUUACAUGGAGAUAGCUUUGUUAUCCAUAGUUCAAAUGAUGACAUAAUAAGGGCUGGUUUACAUGUUAACAGUUUCAAAGCAGCUUUGGUCAAUGCUUCUUUAUCUCUAAGCCGUUCAUUGCAAACCGCACACAUUUUACACCCCAUUUCCUUUAACAUGAAAAACCCCAGACCCCUUCAACCUUGUCCUUUUCAAACACAGACACUGGAGAACCUACUCGCACAAACCAGAGAAUGUUCUACGGGUCACACGCAUGUGAACCAGUAUUACUAAAUAUAAACAAAUCUGUGUUUACGUUUUUUUGUCUAAUUGGAUAUUGCAAAAGAGGUUUUGAUGGACUUUUGUGAUGGACAUAUAUUUUUUUCAAUUGCCUGUCUGGAUCUGUGACAAAUAAAACUUCUGGGAACAUCUGGAAACACCUGGAAACAUCUGGGCACAGGUACAUUCCUUGUAGCCUCAUAAAUAGAAAGUGCCAGUAAAAAUCAUCUGGAUAAGGAGAUCAGGAGCAGAGAAAAUCAGACUGGAGAUCACAUACGAACUCCAUGAAGAUGUGUAAGUUGCUGAACCUCCUUUUGGCCACGCUCAGUCGAGUUUUGUUUGCUGUCCACGGCGUGGUGACAGUGUGGAGGGUGGUCUCGGUGAAAGGAGACCCCAUCUACUGGCUCCUGCUGAUCGGAGUGGGGCUCCUGGGGGUGGAGAUGGCAGUCACACUCAAACGCACACAGAACGGAGAAUGGAAAUGGUUCUCCCCUAUGGUGUUUCUGUACUUGAGCACAGUGAUCCCUUCAAUCUGGUUUCUGGAACUCAAUUUGUUGCAGUCGAAACUGUCAGCCAACGUCUCUCACGGGGGUACAACUGAUCUGCUAGCCAAUCUGCCGAUACCUGUGGAGCUGAUUUGCCUGAACCCCCAAAACUGGGCUGCCGGGUUGGAGCAGACGAUGCUGAUAGUAUUAGUUUUGGGCCGAUGGCUCAUGCCAAAGGGGGACAUGUCCCGGGACCAGCUCUCCCAGCUCCUUAUGGUCUAUGUGGGACUGGGGGCCGACAUCCUGGAUAUCUUUGACACCUUUAAAGAGCCGGAGGUGGAGACCAACCGCGGCAUCCUGCUGAUCGGCUUGAGCCUCUUCACCUGGGCUCUCAUGCAAUUCCCUUUGGUCUUGACCCAAACGAAACCCCACAGCUCUCCCCUGGAUGUCAGCGUCCCCUCGGAGGCUGGCAAAGAGCCACGGCCGGAGAGUCCAGUGGACAGCGGCUGUGUGUCCUGCUGCUCCAGCGAGGUCUGGAGUCUGCUGGUCACCGUGGGGAUGCAGGACGGCCCCUUUCUCUUCUAUCGGCUCUACCUGAUGGCUCGGGAGAACGUGCUCAACCAGCUCAUGAUCUUCUUCACUUGCAAGAACAUCCUCAUCGUCAUGAUCGAGAUCUACAGGAUCGUUGUGGUUCAGUGUGAGAAGAGCCGCAGGGGAGGGCAGCAGGAUUCCUCCUCCGACGAGGCUGAAAGACCAUGAGAACAUUUUCAAAGGGUUUUUACAAUUUCAAACCUCUAACCCAAGACAAGGCAACAUUGGAUCUGCCGGCCGAUCCAUUGCAUGACUUUGUUCCAACCGGUUUCUUAGUCAUUUAAUUGCUAAAUAUCAACCAAGGGACCUGAUUGAAACAGUCUUGCAGUGGAUGGACUGUAAGAACCAAGGUUCCCUAGCCCUGCUCUAACACCUUCUGGGUUUUAGUUUAAAGUAUGGUACACCCUCAAAACGAGAUGGUCCAUCUCAAGGGCCUACCGAGCAUUCACAUUUUAAAAUCAUUUCUUUUUAACAUUAGGUAACGGUAUUUGAGAAUUUAAGCACCACUAAUAGUUGGAUAUGGUAACUGUGGCCUCACUAUAUAUAUAUAUAUAUAUAUAUAUAUAUAUAUAUAUAUAUAUAUAUAUAUCGGGAUGUACAGAACAUUUAGAUUCAAUCUUUAAGAUACAUUUUCUGCCACAGGAAAAAAUACAAAUAUGUUAAAGCAGAAUAGAACUCCUCUUUAGUGUUUCUAUAUAUCGAAUAUUGCCUAUAAUAUACUGUAACUACACAACUACAUUCAGAUAGUGUACCAAUUCUAUAGAUUGGCAUCUGUGUAAUUGCAUUUGUAUAGCAAAAAUAACAAAAUGAUUGACAUGGUUUGUACAACUACAAUUGUUGAACAAAUAAAGGAAUAGUAAAAAAAAUAUUCUAUAAAAAUAAAUAAAUAAAUAAACUACAGUAUGUCAUUCAAUUUGUAUUAAUUUGAUUAAAGUUUAUUGGAUACAACCCAUAUCGUAAUAACUCAUUGAACUGCUGAGAAACCAAUUACCCUGCUAUUGUGAAUGUAUCUGUACAGCACCAUG